Pungitius pungitius (ninespine stickleback) is the source of this 3312-nucleotide messenger RNA. Its product is annotated as WD repeat-containing protein on Y chromosome-like. The record is from RefSeq and is a predicted model, not a curated record. NCBI's taxonomy places the organism in Eukaryota, Metazoa, Chordata, Actinopteri, Perciformes, Gasterosteidae. The coding region runs from base 1 to 3312 and encodes 1103 amino acids. Gene Ontology annotation, molecular function: calcium ion binding; protein binding. The transcript has 2 exons.
AUGGAUCCCAACGGUGAAUUAGAAAUGUUCACUGUUGAAAAAAUUCCUAUGAUCAAAAAGAUAUUCCGCCAGGCAGAUUUAGAUGGAAGUGGAUCACUAGAUUUAGAGGAAUUUUGUGAUGGACUGAAGGACGUCUUCGGGACAGACAGUAAAGAAGAACUCGUUCAAUUCUUCUACAAAAUUGAUACAAACUGUGAUGGAACGGUGGACCUUGGGGAGUUAAUGGAAUUCCUUAUUUGCAGUAAGGAGAUUGCAAAACGCUUAGCUCCUAAGGAUGUCUUCUCAAAGUCAAUAAAGGUGACAAAAAUGAAUCACUACAAAACAAUUGUUCAAGUGAUAUUCUGUCCCUUUAUUAAUAGCAAGGCAUCUGAAUGUGAGGUUUCUGUUCAAACAGGACAAAAACGAACUUACCAGACCGGUCAAUACAUCUCAAUUAGCACCGAUGGUAUUUUGACCUACUUGUCUGACAAAAUGAACAUUAUAAGUAGGAUUCGAUUAGACCUAAAAGAAAAGACCCUUCCAUUCUCACGUUAUAAGAAAAUACAUGUAACUGGAAUGGCAUUCAUCAAAGAACUCGAACAGAUGGCGGUUUCCACUUCUGAAAGGGAAGUGUUAUUUUAUUCUUGCAAUAAAAUCGCAGAACUGUUUUUAAUCAGUCAUGCUCUCGUUCUAGAAGAGAGCCCAGCAAACGCCAUAAUGUACGGGUCUAAUAAUAAUAAAUCAGUGUUAGCCUGUGGGGAUGUUGAUGGUUUUCUGACCGUGCUGAUCGCCCACAACAGACAGGAAAAAUACCUCUUCUUCGGUGAAAAGAUGUUUGAGAAAACGUCUCGGCGGUAUUACAAAACUGUUAAUUUAUCCACCCUGCUAAAAAACACAACAGAAAAUUGCCACUGUGUCAAAAUCCCCAUUUUCAAUGACAUUUGUUCUCAGAUCAAAUACUUUCCAUCAGCUAACUCACUGUCUGUCUGUGGUAGUUCAGCAAAGAAAAUGGUAAUUGUUAAACUGCCAAAACCACCCAUAGCCGGUCUUCCUAAAGACAUCUUUGAAAGCACCGGAGGUGAGCAGUUUUUCAACUGCGUUGACUACUCCCCUUUGACUGGGUUUUGGUUGACUGGGGGUAAAGAUGGCUUACUGCGUGAGUGGUUCCACUUCAGUAACGACUUGUGCAUACGGGCAUUGGCCGGACACGUCAAACCCAUCACCAACAUUACAGUCAAUUCCAAAGACCAACUUGUUGUCUCUUUAUCCGAGGACAAGAAUGUCCGUGUGUGGUCCGAAGAAGAAAUGCUGCCUUUGCAAAGCUUUCAGUUUGAAGGCAUGGGAAAUGGCUGUAUCACCAGUAUGCAUUACAACACAUACAACAAUGAGUUAGUACUGGCUAACACCAACAUAGGAGCCUGUCUUGGAAAAGGAACCCAAGUUUACCAAAAGGCAUUAAAAUCCCAUGACAUGCCCAUAUGCGGUGCUCUUUAUAACAGCAUUUACAAACAAGUCAUCUCUGUUUGCCAAAACGGUGUGGUGAACGUGUCGGACGUCUUGACAGGACAUACCACGGUACGGUUCAAUGUGACUUCAGAGCAGCAUGUGGGACACACUGCCAUUGCAUUUGAUGAACAGCAGCGUAGAUUUAUCACAGGGUCUCCGGAUGGGAGAGUGAGAAUCUGGAACUUUAGCAAUGGAAAAUGUCUGGCCAUUCAUCCGGUUACCUUGCCCAAUGAAGUGACAGGUCUUGUCUGCUAUAAUGAAAGGGUGUUUGUGUCUGUUAAGAACAGCAAAAUCAUUUAUGACUUGAAUAUCGACGGAUAUAAAAACAGAUUUUUGAAGCAUGAUUAUUUAGACGACAUUUCCUCAAUGGAUAUACACGAGAACACACUGAUUUCUGCCUCCAGCAAUGGGAAUAUUCUUAUGUGGAAUAUUGAAACUGCAGAGGCUCAAAUCUGCAUUAAUGGCAGUAAGUGUGCUAAAACAAUUUGGAUGACGAAAAGUGCACAGAGCCAGACCGGACCUAUUGAAAAACUAACCAAAAAAUCUGGGUGCACGGCUAUUGUUAAAGCGUGGCACCUUAUAAAAUCUUUAAAAACAAGGGAAGUCAGCAGUUCCACGGCCACAUUGUUGUCUGCUGCAGAUGGCUACAUAUGUGCCUGGUCGGUUCACGUCAAGGGAGGUUUGCUUGGAAAGUUUAAGGCAGUGGAUGAGGAAGGUGCCGUCAUUACCACCAUGACCACUGAUGUACAAGAAAGGCUAUUGCUGACAGGGGACAGUAAUGGCAAGAUUUAUCAGUGGGAUAUUCAACAAUUUGGUUUUGCAAACCAGUCCAACGAAGGGCCUUAUGGAGAACAAUAUGGAUGGCGUUGGUCAUUGGCUCAACCUCCUCUGUUGGCCUCCUGGCAAUGUUACGCUGAAGAUGUUGUUAGUUUUGUGUGUGACAACAGCUGUAAAAAGCUGAUUACUGCAGGGUUAGACUGCUACCUUCACCUAUGGGAGAACACGGGCUCCCAUGUAGGGGUCUUUGGUAAAGACAAAUGGAAUGCGAAGGAGCUCAACCUUGAGGAGCACUGGGAGGAGGAAAAUGAGAGAUUACCCAUAACAUCUACAAGAAAAACGGAAACAUCUCAUACAUUAUCAAACUACAGUAGUUCCAAACGUGGAGCCAAGAUUCAGCAGGGGGACACCUUAAAAAAAGGUGUCCUCAAACCGUGUCCACCAAGCACUCAGCCUGAGCGUCAUCAGACCAAGCUGACCCCUCAUCCACCGCCGAGACUAGAGCAUGGGAGCUUUACACCCAACCGCAAUAGGACUCAAUCUGGAUUGAAUCAGACACGAAUCAAUCCACUGCCGACUCAAAAAUUAUCAGAAUACAUUAGUUCCAAAGGUGGACGCGGUGUCAAGAUUCAGCAGGGGGACACCUUAAAAAAAGGUGUCCUCAAACCGUGUCCACCAAGCACUCAGCCUUGGCGUCACCAGACCAAACUGACCCCUCAACCACCGCAGACACUAGAGCAUGGGAGCUUUCCACCCAACCGCAAAAGGACUCAAUCUCCACUGCUGACUCAAAAAUUAUCAGAAUACAUUAGUUUCAUAGGUGGACGCGGUGUCAAGAUCCAGCAGGGGGACACCUUAAAAAAAGGUGUCGUCAAACCGUGUCCACCAAGCACUCAGCCUGGGCGUCAUCAGACCAAACUGACACCUCAUCCACCGCCGAGACUAGAGCAUGGGAGCUUUACACCCAACCGCAAUAGGACUCAAUCUCCACUGCCGACUCAAAAAUUAUCAGAAUACACACUCAGCCUGGGCAUCAUCAGACCAAGCUGA